Tarenaya hassleriana is the source of this 579-nucleotide messenger RNA. RefSeq names its product transcription factor bHLH99-like. The annotation marks the transcript as partial. The record is from RefSeq and is a predicted model, not a curated record. Gene Ontology annotation, molecular function: DNA-binding transcription factor activity, RNA polymerase II-specific; RNA polymerase II cis-regulatory region sequence-specific DNA binding. Gene Ontology annotation, biological process: regulation of transcription by RNA polymerase II. The transcript is spliced from 2 exons. Lineage: Eukaryota; Viridiplantae; Streptophyta; Magnoliopsida; Brassicales; Cleomaceae.
GGUGACCAAGCAUCGAUAGUUGGAGGAGCCAUCAAGUAUGUAAAGGAGCUAGAACAAAUCCUCCAAUCACUUGAAGCCCAAAAAGCCAUCCAAUCAAAACAAGCACAAAGCCAAUCCAUAUUCUCCAACUUCUUCAUCCUCCCACAGUACUCCCCCGCCGCCGCCACCUUUUCCGGUGGCCGAAUCCGAGCGGCGGUUGCUGACGUGGAAGUCACGAUGGCGGAAAGACAUGCCAACAUCAAAGUGCUAACAAAGGCCCAGCCUAGGCUUCUCUCCAAGAUGAUCACUGAAUUCUACUCUCUGGGCCUAACUGUACUUUGCCUCAAUCUCACCACUUCCCAGCACAUGGUCCUUUUCACUUUCAGUGUCAAGGUAGAAGAAACUGUUCAAGUGACUUGUGUUGAUGAUAUCGCAAGUGCAGUGCAUGAGCUUGUCCGAAGAAUUCAACGUGAAAAUUGAAUUCAAAACUUACAAUAUUUUUUGGAGUUAAAUAAUAUAUAUAUACUCAAUAUUAUUUACUAUAUUUGGAAAAUGAAAAGCUCGACGACGGUCAAUCAUGCACCUUUUCCAAAAUAAACU